Penicillium arizonense is the source of this 471-nucleotide messenger RNA. RefSeq lists its product as uncharacterized. Lineage: Eukaryota; Fungi; Ascomycota; Eurotiomycetes; Eurotiales; Aspergillaceae. The transcript has a single exon. The annotation marks the transcript as partial. The record is from RefSeq and is a predicted model, not a curated record.
AAGGCCGACCAAGAUCGUCGACAGCUCACAUCGCAACUAAAAGAGGCCGCAGAUACUGCGCGGAGGUGGGACCUUGAAAAAGCCCAACUACAAGGGAAGGUCCGAAAGCUCAUGUCGGAGCUCAAUGAGUCAAAGCAGAAGACGCAAGAACUGGAAAAACGCCUGGACGACGCGACCCUGGACCGCACAAACUACGUUUCGCGGAAAGAACAUGAGAAGAUUUUGAAGGACUUGUUUGAUGCCUCCUCGUCCGUGACCAAAAUGGCCGAAGCGGAGAUAGAUGCGUCUCAAAACGCAUACAUCAGCACAUUGCUAUCAGAUUCCGAUGUGGCUCAAGGGUCCUGGCUGGACCAGUCCAAGCAAUUCGCUAUGCUCGACAACCCAGCCGUUCCGGAUGUUAAUGCGUCGACAUUUUCUAUCCCUGAUCCACCAGCACUGCCAGGCUUUGACGAUUAUGUAGAAAUGCCCUGA